Molecule: messenger RNA, 450 nt
Organism: Phaeodactylum tricornutum CCAP 1055/1
Lineage: Eukaryota; Bacillariophyta; Bacillariophyceae; Surirellales; Neidiaceae
Exons: 1
Coding region: 1-450 (149 amino acids)
Source: RefSeq, a predicted model, not a curated record
AUGAUCCGACUCCUUCUUCUUUGCUAUUUCGUGCAAGCUUGGAGCUACGCUUUCACAGGGAAAAAUCCGAUUUCGACGAGAGCUGGCUCCGCUCUCGGCAAUGUUGCCAGACCAUCCUUGGCCCUAAAUUUGGAACUGGAUCAGCAGGUCUUGCAAGGGAUUGGGAUUGGCGUGGCCGGAUUGGCGGCCGGGGUCGGUCUCGUAGCCUUUACGGAAGCACAAGGUGAGCGUGCGAAGGAACGAGGAGGGGGUUUGUCCGAGGGUAUGAGCACUCGAAUUACUGGAGGACUUUUGGAAGAUGUUGAGGUGUCUUCGGUAGAAGAUCUAGGCUCAUUAACGAGCCAGCUAGAAAAAGCACUGAGAGAAUCAGGAGGAGCAAAAGAUGAAGUGUUCGAAAUGACAGAAGAGGAAAAGAAACGUAUCCAAGAUGAAGCCGACGAUGGAUGGUAA